Messenger RNA from Penicillium salamii, 1665 nucleotides. NCBI's taxonomy places the organism in Eukaryota, Fungi, Ascomycota, Eurotiomycetes, Eurotiales, Aspergillaceae. The record is from the annotation of a GenBank genome assembly.
AUGAUUGACAUGCUGGCCAUUGGCAACGCGGAGAUAUGGGAUAACUCUCCAAAGCAACUAUCUCUAUCUCCUAGUCAUAUUUCUACUUCUUCUCCCUCCUCCCAAGUGAACUCAGAUAUUCUUCAGAAGCAAACAUCGAUUGCGUCGAGUGAUUGGUACUACUUCUUUGACUCACCCACAACAACAUCUUACUCUCAUUCACUGCAUUGCCACACCCCACAAUCUCAAACACCAGAACAACAACAGACUCCUGGAAACAUGAUGAGCUCCCAAGGGUUGACAAACCAAAAAGCUCUUCAUUCUAGAGAAGACCACAUCGAUAUGCCUCGCAAGGCAGAGAGCCAUGCGGCUUCGUUUGGUCAGAAUUUGCCUUACUUCAUGCCUCAACUUGACUUGAAAGUGGCACUUUCUAGCAACGGAAGCACAUGCGAAUCUGACAUUGAGUCUCUUGAUCCCUUCGAAGAGCCAUAUGCUACUCAUACAGUAGGGGAGAAUUGUUGUCUUGCCCAUCCAGUCCCAAGGAGCAGCGUGUAUGCUACUGGAAACAACAUCACUUUCCUCUCGAGCAGUGACGAAGCAUACCCAUUAUCCAAGAUCGAAACCCAGGACGGCCAUCUGGACAACUCGGUCUUUCUACACUACCCAAAUCAAUCGUCAAGUGCAUGUCAUGACAACGCGCUUGGGCCUUUGGACCACUUCCACCACGCGCAUAAUAUGGCGUCCUCUAGCCUCGUGGACGCGAAGUUUCCCCCCUGCGAUGACAGUCUGGCCUGGUAUGCUUGGAACACUAGUGCAUCGAACUACGCUUGGCUCUCAAGUCACAACGUUGGAGACAUGACAUACGGAAGCGACUGCCGCAGCCCGGCCUUGCACAAUGUCCCUUGGGUGAAUACAAGCAAUCUCUAUCGAGCGAAGGGAAUAUGCGAGCCCUCAAUUCACCCCACCGGGCCAAGCACCGGAUUGGCCGGGACUCCAUCAAGUCAUUCAUACCACGCCAUGGUAUCGCCUUCACCCAUCCAUCAUCAAUCGCGUUCCCCAAGCUCCACAUUUGAGACUGCUUCAGUUCAAACCUGUCCAAAGGCUCGCUUCCCAAUGCAGCCCACAUACAUCUCCAGUCCUCACAAUGUCUACUCCGACACAGACACAGGAUCUGUUUCGCCCAGCCAAAAGCUACCCGGAAGCUUGAGUCCGUCUUCCUUCACUGCAUCAUCCACCACCGAAGAGGGACCAUCUCCCCAGCAAAUCAGGGACGACCAGGCUGGAAUUCGAGCAAACAUGCAUUACAGUGAUGAGCGCAACGCAUUCUUGAUAGAUUGCAAGCGCCGCGGUCUGUCAUACAAGGACAUCAAACGAGUUGGCGGGUUCAAAGAAGCAGAGUCUACCCUCCGUGGACGAUACCGCACUCUCACCAAAUCCAAGGAUCAACGGGUCCGAAAGCCGAAAUGGCAAAACAAGGAUGUCCACCUUCUUUGCGAGGCUGUCAGCAUUUACACCGAGACAACAGACUACGGCUCUCUAACCCACAUGGGAAUGACCAUCAACGAACCACCAAAGGUUUCAUGGAAGAAGGUCGCGGAACACAUCUGGAAUAAGGGAGGCUCUUAUCAAUUCGGGAAUGCGACUUGCAAGAAGAAGUGGUGCGAGAUCCAUGAUAUUCGAAUUUGA